This is a messenger RNA of Urocitellus parryii (Arctic ground squirrel), 5681 nucleotides long. It is a transcript of the gene Oxct1, whose product is annotated as 3-oxoacid CoA-transferase 1. The record is from RefSeq and is a predicted model, not a curated record. Lineage: Eukaryota; Metazoa; Chordata; Mammalia; Rodentia; Sciuridae. Gene Ontology annotation, cellular component: mitochondrion. Gene Ontology annotation, biological process: ketone body catabolic process. Gene Ontology annotation, molecular function: succinyl-CoA:3-oxo-acid CoA-transferase activity.
UAAGUAAUUUGUUUUCCAUUUAUUAAAGGACCACUGUAUAAAACAAAGCAUGGAUGUAGUUUUGUAACUUAUUCAAAAGGCCUAGGUGAAAAACUCCUAUUACUUGUUAAGCCAGUCAAACAACACUUGAAAAACAAGUCUUCAGAUUAUCCUGAUUAUCACUGGAAGAAUAGACUGUUAACUAACUAUAAGGUCAAGAUGUCCUAUCUUUCAAUAAUGAGAAAUGUUAAUGCAUCAUUGUUUAUAAUAAAAAAAAUCUCUCAAGAAGAAAAUUAUUUACAAUAUAACUGACACACUGUUUGCAUUCAUCUGAUAAAAAGGUGCCAUGCACAUAUACAAACAUAUUAUAACACAAUACAAAAUAAACUUCCCUCAUUUCCUCAUUGCUUGUCUGGGAUCAGACCUUUUAUUUAAAGAUUCGGAAUGUAAUUCUCCCAGUUGUUUAAGAGUGUAGAAGGUAAGCCUUGCAAAACUCUACAGGGAAAAGUUUCCAGAAUAUAUAGUUACCAUAAACUGCCUUUCCAAGAAAAGGGCAAAUGUUCUUAUAGUCAGAGAUUUAAAAGAAGUAGAAUUUUACACAUGGACUAAAAUUAUUAUUAUUAAUUUUUGUGGAACUAGAAGUGAUAUUGGUACACAGCAUUUUUUUUCUAUAAUUUGUUCAGGUUUAAGACACUCAUACUGCUGAAAAAGAGGAAAAUGAAGAUAUUGAGUCAUCAAAAAAUGUAGUCCAGUGUGUUCUAACCAUACAGUAAGGCUGAUUUUCUCAGGAGACUUAGUUAUACAGAAUACAGAUUUAAAUAUGUGUCUUCCUCAGCCAGAAGCAAUGGAGUGAGACCAGCCAAGAGCAAGUCAUAUGAUGGUGGAGAGAAUUGCCAAUGCUUUUUUUUUUUUUUUUCCAUUUCAUGUGCCUGUGGAAGGGAAAAUUGGAAAAGCAGACUCAUUUGGAAUGUUAGCUUUUUCACAACCUGUAAAUUGCAUUACAAUAGCUGCUAUAUGCUGUAUUAGGACUAAUUAUGCAACUUCAGUUCUAAUUUUUGAAUUUCCUCUUAAUACAAUUAAUUGAAAAUGUGUUGAAAUAUCCAACACUACUGUUAUUUUCUCCAAUUUAAAUGGAUAGUUGAACUUGGUUUUUCAUUCCCAGAUUGAUUUUGAUUAAAACCAUAAUAUUCACAAGGAAAAAGAGUUCAUAGUUAAAAGAAUAGCAUAAAAUGCUUAUAUGGACAGACUCUAUUUUUAAACUGGAUUGUUCAUUAUCUUGGUAUAUUUUCCCAAGGAAGCUAGUCUCAUUUGAUUUUCUUGUGUGUUUGCAAAAUGUUCAAAAUUAACAGCCAUAUUCUCAGGACUUGGUCAGCCUUUAAUCCCCUAAACAAUUUAUGGAGCUUUCACCUGAUCUUUCCAUUCUGCUGAAUGCAUAGGUGGUUCUGAAGAAUACAGACUUGGCCCAUGCCCUUAAGGAACUGGUCAAAAGAUAAGAUUUGAAGAGUAUGUUUGUGCCAUGCCAAUCAACCAUUGUAAUUGGAAUAAAUUGAGUAUGAUGCCUAACAUUUACUUUGUGCUCACAAUGUAUCAGAAGCUUUGCAUGAAUGACCUCAUAUAAACCUUUCACAGUUUAAGUAUUAUAAAGCAAUUCUAAUUUGGACCUGAGAAUACAGGAGAGUUUAGGAGAGUUAUGUAACAGGUUAAGAUCAAUCAAAGGGACACACACCUCUAUGUCUGCAUCUGUUAUGUCUCUCUGGAUUGCUGGGGCUCCACUGCCAGAAAGAUCUUAAAACAUGCAGACUUGGAUAAUGGGGAACAAGGGCCCAGUUAUAAUCUUGUCCUUCUGAAGGUCUGCCUGGUCACAUCUCCUGACAACUUGUUCCCAGAACAAACUUACUUUGCACAAGCCAGGGCAAUUAGUGGUGAAAAGGGGCUGAGAAAUAUCAAAAUGGUAAGACUGUCCAGGCGGUGGAGUAGCUGCAGGUGUCUCGAGGGCAAGCUGGAAACCUGGGCCAAGUCUUAUCCUGGACCCACAGGAAAGCAGACACCAGCGUCCGCGCAAAGCUAAAACGCUGACCUAAGGACUGCGGCAGCAAGUGAACGUCAACACCGCUGCCUCAAACGCACCGGGACCCCGGGCCCUUCCCCGCGACCCGCGCAGACUGUGCAAGUCUCCACUCUGGGCUGAGGCCCCUCCCAGCCUCACUUCUCUGAUAUCUGCAGCCGGCAAUGGGAGGCGACGCGCAGGAGGCCCGGAGGACGUAAGCGACGCGUGGUCGAGCCUCCAGCCCGCCCCCCGCGCGCCUUCGCUUCUUUUUUUCCCGUGACGCCGCGGCGGCCCCAGCAACCAGCGUUUGCACACUCGCACGCGCGCUCCAGCCUGCUAAGUCCUCCCGCAGCGGGACCGGAAGAUGGCGGCUAUCAAACUCCUCUCCGGCGGGCUACGGCUCUGCGCCUCCACCCGCAGCUCCGGAGGCGCCUGGUCCAAGGGAAGUGUGUGCUACUUCUCUAUUAGUACUCGUCGCCAUACCAAAUUUUAUACAGAUCCAGUAGAAGCUGUAAAAGAUAUCCCUGAUGGGGCAACCGUUCUGGUUGGUGGUUUUGGGCUCUGCGGAAUUCCAGAGAAUCUUAUAGCAGCUUUAUUAAAGACUGGAGUUAGAGGAUUAACUGCAGUCAGCAAUAAUGCAGGGGUUGAUAACUUUGGCUUGGGUCUUUUACUUCGAUCCAAGCAAAUAAAACGCAUGAUCUCUUCAUACGUGGGAGAAAACGCCGAAUUUGAACGGCAGUUCUUAUCUGGUGAAUUAGAAGUGGAGCUGACUCCUCAGGGCACACUUGCAGAGAGGAUCCGUGCCGGUGGUGCCGGAGUUCCUGCCUUUUACACCAGCACAGGGUACGGGACCCUGGUUCAAGAAGGGGGAGCACCCAUCAAAUACAACAAAGACGGCAGCAUUGCUAUUGCCAGUAAGCCCAGGGAGGUGAGAGAGUUUAAUGGUCAGCACUUUAUUUUGGAAGAAGCAAUUACAGGGGAUUUUGCUUUGGUGAAAGCCUGGAAAGCAGAUCGAGCAGGAAACGUGAUUUUCAGGAAAAGUGCGAGGAAUUUCAACCUGCCGAUGUGCAAAGCUGCAGACACCACAGUGGUGGAGGUUGAAGAAAUUGUGGAUGUUGGAUCAUUUGCUCCAGAAGACAUCCACAUUCCUAAGAUUUAUGUACAUCGCCUUAUAAAGGGAGAAAAAUACGAGAAAAGAAUUGAGCGUCUAUCAACCCGGAAGGAAGGUGGAAAAGACAAAUCUGAUAAACCUGAAAGUAAUGUAAGGGAACGUAUCAUCAAACGAGCAGCUCUUGAAUUUGAGGACGGCAUGUACGCUAAUUUGGGCAUAGGAAUCCCUCUUCUGGCCAGCAACUUCAUCAGUCCAAAUAUGACUGUUCAUCUUCAAAGUGAAAAUGGAGUCCUGGGUUUGGGUCCAUAUCCAUUUCAACAUGAAGUUGAUGCAGAUCUAAUCAAUGCAGGCAAGGAAACAGUUACUGUUCUUCCGGGAGCCUCUUUUUUCUCCAGCGAUGAGUCAUUCGCAAUGAUUAGAGGGGGACAUGUCGAUCUAACAAUGUUAGGAGCAAUGCAGGUUUCCAAAUAUGGUGACCUGGCUAACUGGAUGAUACCUGGAAAGAUGGUGAAAGGAAUGGGAGGUGCUAUGGAUUUAGUGUCCAGUGCCAAAACCAAAGUGGUGGUCACAAUGGAGCAUUCUGCAAAGGGAAAUGUCCACAAAAUCAUGGAGAAAUGUACGCUGCCCCUGACUGGCAAAGAGUGUGUCAACCGCAUCAUUACAGAGAAGGCUGUGUUUGACGUGGACAGUAAGAAAGGGCUGACUCUGAUCGAGCUCUGGGAAGGCUUGACAGUGGAYGACAUACAAAAGAGCACUGGGUGUGAUUUUGCUGUUUCACCAAAACUCAUGCCAAUGCAGCAAAUCACAACUUGAAAUAUGGAGUAGACGUUUGCCCCAGGCUGUUAGUUUUUCAAUUUAAGCACAGAGGAUUUAAUUGAAAGAAUGUCAGGAUCAUAAUUGUAUAUUUAACAAGCAGUUUUUGACUAGUUUUUGUCUGGUGUUUCAGGAUUUAUGCAGCCAUAUAGAUUUUGUUCUCUCAAGUGUACUAUGAUACUUUAAUGAAAAACAAAAGGAAAACAUUUAUGAUUAUUUUAUUUUCUAAGUGCUUAGAAGGUUGUCUUUACCAUUGGUGCUCACAUUGGAUGUAUCUUUUUCAUGUGUGCUAUGCUAAGUUAUAUGCAGUAUUUACUAAGAUGGGCCCUAGGAAGAGUUUCAUUGAUAAGCCUUCCCUUAUACCUAAAUUAUGGCUUAGUACUUAUGAAAGAAAAAUAAUAUGUAUGUGAUUAGGAAGAAUACUAUCUUCGUGAUUGUUUUCCCUUCAGUCUCCUCUGAUUUUUUGCCUCCGGUCUGCCUAGACCAUCCUCCUUCCUCCCAUCCUUCUUGUAGCUAAAUAGAUACCCAAGAAAACAAGCAGGGAUGUCUUUGGCAGAAGAAGUAACUUGUUUGUGGGAAAGACCAAAAGGUCUAUUGCUGUUGACACACCAUCAAGAAGCUGCCGUAAUAGACAACCAACCAUCCAUCUGUGCUUUGCCAAAGGCUAAGCUAACUAUGGGAAGAGGGCUAGAAACCUAACUGAUCUGCUAGGACAGUUUUCUCUGUUUUAAACAGUGCACUAUUUCUUUCUAUCUAGUUGGAUCCUUAAGAUUACUUCCCUGUUACAGAGGCCCAGUGGACUACUUAUACAAUACCUUCUCCUAGGUCAAGAAGAAUUGUGGUAAUUUAUCAUGAGUCCUUAAUCACAGUGACAGCAGAGUUAAAAAAAAUAAAAUAAUAAAAGAUACAUUUUUUUUUUUAGGCUCUGAUUUCUGCUCAGAAAAGUUUCUAAAUAUUGAAUGACUUUUCUACAGAGCAGUGGUUUUUCUGCCUAAGCUACUUCCUUUAAUAAAGUACUUUUAAUUCAGCCUUAAUCAAGCCAGGGAAAUAAUGAUGGACAAACCUGAGAUUUGAAGAGUUGGUGAAUUUUUAAUGUUAGGGAAUAGACAUGGCAGAUUAAUCUUGUAAAGGACGUUUCUUCAAAGGUUUACUCAGUACCAGGGGGAUUGCUUCAGAAGUAUCCUGGGCAUCUGAUGGGAGAGAGUCUAGACACCCUGAAACCAGUCCAGACAGCAGGUCUCUGGACAGAGAAAGGCAGAAUACCAUGCAAUAUAUCAUUCCUCUGGCAGGAAUUUAUGCACGUUUUUAGGUGAUGACUGUUAUUGGAACUCACUCCUCUUCAGGUAUGCCUAGAAUUGUGUUAUGUACAAUAUUCAAGGAAGAAGAGAGAUUUUUUUUGUGAGUAGCACACUUUGCACAAAAGACAGCCUUUCUGGCUGACUGCAUAGUACUUAUAAAAAUAAAUCUUAGAAUGUACAAGUUCCACUGAGAGUAAUAUUUAUCUAUAUUAGAGUUGUGAUUUAGAAAAAAAGUUAUGUUAUUAAUGGUUGUUAUAUGUUCAAACUUACUUGUUUAUCAUUCCAGUCUGUUACUUUAACAUGAUGUGAUUCUAAAAAAGUUCUAAACAUUGGCAAAACUUAAAUAGAUGUUUUAAUGUUCUUGAUCAGAGAGUGUAUCAUAAUGUUAAGAACUGCGUUAAGAAAUACAAUAAAGAUUCCAAGUUGAUAGAGA